CAGCGCUCGAAAUCUAAUCUCUUUUCAUGUAAUAUUCAAUCAUGGUGAAUUUUGGCUGUGAAAUGAAGAUACAUUUUGCAUUAAUGUGCUUUAUUUUGAUGAUUUGUAAAACAAAAGGUCAAGAAUACAACAUUACAGGAUCAUCAACGUUUUCCGAACUAGGAAAGGAGUUUACUUGGACAUGUAGCAUGUUUACUCCCCCUAAACAAACUGUCAAUGGUGUUAAGUUUUAUAGAGACGACCUCGUAUGUGCAGUUAUCGGGCGAGUAACAGGAGAGUGCACUGUUCAGAUUUUAAAUGACAGAUAUAUAUAUGGAUGUUUGUCAAACUCUAUAUACACUUUGACUAUACCAGCAGAAAACAUGACAGAGUAUGAACAGCGAUCAACGUGGAGUUGUAGAUAUGUUUCCAAUUCUAGUUAUAGAAGUCCUGAUGCCAUCCUUAAUAUAGCAAUUGAAGUCCAUAACAUUUCCUUAAGUCCAAACAACGGACAACUAACGUUGAGGGAGAACCUCGAAACAGAAGUCAUGUGUGAAAUUAACAAUAAUGCAGUUCCACCUCCGACAAUCACAUGGUUUCUAGGGACUAAAUAUAUCAGUAGCACAGAGGGAACAUACACAACGUCCAUCAAUAUAACGGGAAACAGAGAGGACAAUACACAAACUCUGCAAUGCAAGGCAACAAAUAAUAACAAACCACCCAAAACCGCAGUUACAACAAUUAAUGUAGAAUAUCCUCCAACUGUGAGACCGUUUUGGCAACAAAACAUCAUUGUAGAAGGAAGAAACGUAACGGUCACCUGUGAUUUCAUACCAGGAAAUCCAAACACUACCAUAUUGUUCUGGACAAAGGAGGGCAACCCAUUAUUCAGACAGAAAGGAGCCACUUUACUUUUACCAAAAAUUCAGAGAAGUAGUUCUGGUGAAUACAAAUGUAUAGCAGAAAACAUCUACAGUAAUGGAGAGAAGGGAAGAAAUAAUCAGUCCAUGAUUCUCAAUGUUCUUUAUCCACCCUCUAUAGAAGACAUUCCUCUUGAAAUUGUGAACGAGAGUUCUACAGUGUCGCUAAAUCGAAAGAUUUUCAGCAAUCCUCUUUCCAAUGUGUCCUGGUAUCGUGGAACAAAGUUGUUGAAAACUGAAACGUCUGUGAAAACUGCUACAUAUAUCAUAGAAAGGGCAAUGUGUACAGAUACACACAACUUAACUCUCCAGGUCAAUAAUGUUGUAGGCAAUGUGUCAAUUUUGGUGGAAUUAAUUGUUAACUGUAUGCCAAAACUAGAAACAACUAAUAUCACUUUGGGAGUAACGGACACCACUGGGAUCGAUUUUUCUGUAACAGUCUUGGCGUAUCCAUCACCUCAGUAUAAAUUACAAAGAGAGGAUGGAGCAAUCGACAAUAUAAUGCAAAAUAGUAUAUACAUGAAUGCAGUAAAUAACUUUACACUGCGAUUCAACAAAAACAUAGUCGAUCAAUCGGAUUUUGGAAUAUACAAUUUGAUAGUCAGCAAUCCAUUUGGAGUUGCAACUAGCUUCAUACUAGUGCUUCCACAAAGAAUACCAAACAUUCCUAGAGACGUAACACUUACCUGUGAAGUAACAAGUGCUAGUGUACAUUGGGUAUCUUCCUUUAAUGGAGGAGACACUCAGACAUUUACUGUCGUUGCAUUCAAUGUUAAAUACGGAACUAGGUAUUCUGAGAGAAUUCCAGAUAUGGGAGAGAAUACCGCUCAUUCCAAUUUUAUACACAAUCUUCAACCCUCUACAUCUUAUUCGUUUCACGUUUCUGCCGAGAAUAGCCACGGAAAUUCCUCGUCCGAAAAUAUAAUCUGCACAACCCAAAAUAAAGAUACAGGCAGUCUCCAGACAGCUGUAAUUGCAGGAGGCGUUGGAGGGACGCUAACAGUGGUUGUGAUUGUCCUUAUCACCGUAUUUUUUGUUUACAGAAGAUAUAUUUGUAAAAGUGUGUUACAGAAACGAAAUAAGGAAAAAGCAGCUACAAUGAAAGAGGACGCAGCCUACUAUACAACCAUUGCAGAGCAAGAAAACAGAGAAAAAAAUGUGUAUGAAAGUUUGCAAAGACAGAAUGCGAAUAGCAGGGAAGGGAACGACAGUGAUAAAUCUCACAGGGAAUUCAAUAGAAAAGAUUCUACCACACAAGUGUCCGAUUGCGAACAUUCUACAAGAAAACCUGCUAAUGUAUAUGUAAACACUUCAUUUAUGUAGUGAUCUAUUAUUGCUAUGUUCAUACAGCCAUGUCUAUCUUAUUUGAAAUUUUCACUGUGAAUCAUUUUCAAAAAAUUUUCUUAUGUAGAUUAUUACUAAAAGAUAAAGUGUUUGUACAUGUAUGAAUGACUAUCAUAGGGAUUUUUUUUUGGUACAUAAUGUAAUAACGGCAAGGUGGUAUAUUUAUAAUGAUUUAUCUUGAUAGAUAUACGUAAAAAUUAUGAAUCUUAGCGGUACAUGUGUUUAGUACAUCUACAGUAUUUAAU
Molecule: messenger RNA, 2488 nt
Organism: Magallana angulata
Lineage: Eukaryota; Metazoa; Mollusca; Bivalvia; Ostreida; Ostreidae
Product: hemicentin-1-like
Exons: 13
Coding region: 42-2222 (726 amino acids)
Biological process (GO): cell-cell adhesion
Cellular component (GO): cell-cell junction
Molecular function (GO): cell adhesion molecule binding
Source: RefSeq, a predicted model, not a curated record